AUGGGCUCCUUGUUGGAACUUUGCGAUCUCGGGGUGUCUUAUGCUCGUCGAUACAACAUGCCGCCGAUGAUGGAGGGGUCCCUGCAAGCCUUAAAGCGGGUCAAUACCGAGGCCAGGCCCCUGGAAGCUUCUGUACGCGCGUACCUAGUGUACAGCACACUCGGAUCCUUAAUUAAUGGAGAACCUGCCGUUGCUCCCGUGUCAAACUCCGCUACCUGUCCCGGAAAUACCAUCACGGUACAUGCGGAGUUUGGUGGCCUCGCCAGCACCUCGUUCACCGGCCCUAGCCAGUACUACCAGUAG
Sodiomyces alkalinus F11 is the source of this 303-nucleotide messenger RNA. RefSeq lists its product as hypothetical. Bases 1 to 303 code for a protein of 100 amino acids. NCBI's taxonomy places the organism in Eukaryota, Fungi, Ascomycota, Sordariomycetes, Glomerellales, Plectosphaerellaceae. The transcript is spliced from 4 exons. The record is from RefSeq and is a predicted model, not a curated record.